Molecule: messenger RNA, 5743 nt
Organism: Nerophis ophidion (straightnose pipefish)
Lineage: Eukaryota; Metazoa; Chordata; Actinopteri; Syngnathiformes; Syngnathidae
Product: tigger transposable element-derived protein 1-like
Exons: 2
Coding region: 102-1922 (606 amino acids)
Cellular component (GO): nucleus
Molecular function (GO): DNA binding
Source: RefSeq, a predicted model, not a curated record
AAAAAAAUUAAAAAGGAAGACGGAAAAAUUACUUCCGGUAUACUUCUUGUUUCUGUUGCUCAGCAGUGUUGUGAUAUUUUUGGACUUCAUUUUUAAAUAAGAUGGCACCCAAACGCUUGGCGUCUUCGAAGGCUCCCCCUGUCGAACCGAAGCGCCGGAGAAAAAUGCUCACUAUCGUUGAAAAGGUGGAACUCCUCGACAUGUUGAAGUUAGGUCAAAGCUACACGAGUGUCGGCCGCCAUUACGGAAUCAACGAGUCGACAGUUCGCUACAUAAAGAAGGACGAAAAAAACAUCAGGGCGACGGCAGCGAUUACUCUUAAUAAGAACGCGAAGAGGGUGGUGACGCCGCGGAAUAAGACAAUUGUGAAGAUGGAGUCUGUACUGGCGGUGUGGAUCAGUGAAUGCAAGAUGAAAAAUAUCCGGCUCGACACCAACAUCAUCCGCACGAAGGCAAAGAAGCUUUAUGAAGAGUUUGUUAAAAGUGAAUAUGUUCCCGACGCCGCCGAGGAAGGUACGUCCUCUGCGUCGAAGAUUCCGUUUAAUGCCAGCAAGGGUUGGUUCGACAAGUUCCAGAAACGGUUUAAGAACGUUUCUCUACGCGGAGAAGCUUUCUCGGCAGAUAAAGCCGCAGCGGAAGAGUUUGUCCACAACACAUUUAAAACAUUUAUCGAGGAAGCGGAUAAAGCCAGGGCCGAGGAAUUCGUCCGAAACACCUUUAAAACUCUAAUCAAGGAAAGAAGCUACCAGCCUGAACAAGUUUUCAACAUGGCCGAAACUGGUUUAUUUUGGAAGCGAAUGCCGUCUCGCACUUUUAUUAUGAAGGAGGAAGCCAACGCUCCUGGAUUUAAGGCUAAAAAAGAUCGUUUGACUUUAGUUAUGUGUGGGAAUGCUGCCGGAUUUAUGAUAAAGCCAGGGCUUGUUUAUAAAUCCGAAAACCCAAAGGCCCUGAAAAAUAAGAAUAAAAACGUGUUGCCUGUGUACUGGAUGCAUAAUCCAAAGGCCAGGAUGACAAACUCACUUAUCUCAAAUUGGUUCCACCAGUGUUUUAUACCGGAAGUCCGAUUGUAUCUAGCUGAGAAAGGACUCGAAUUUAAAGUACUUUUGCUCUUGGACAAUACUGAAGGCUACACUGUUGAUGUGUCAUUUGAUGGCGUGCAGAUAGAGUUCUUGCCCCCAAACACCACCUCGCUAAUUCAGCCCAUGGAUCAAGGUGUUAGUCUUGCAUUUAAAGCUCUUUACACACAAAGUAUCCUGCAAAACCUUGUCGAUGCAAAGGACUCUGACGAGAACUUCACACUAAAAGCGUACUGGCGUGACUACACCAUUGCGUCGUGUCUCCUAAAUAUACAGAGAGCCGUAAGCGAGAUCAAGAGUGAAACAUUAAAUUUGUGCUGGAAAAAGAUGUGGCCGGAAGUGGCGGACGACAAGGGAUUGACUCCUGAUGAAGUCCAUCGCUGUGCAGUGGACAAGGUGGUGAAGCUGGCAAAAAUACUGGGAGGAGAGGGCUUCAAUGACAUGACUGCUGAUGACGUAAAUGAGCUGAUGGACGCCCACUCGCAACCUUUGUCGGAUGAAGACCUGAGGGAAUUGAUGUCAGCGAGCGAGGAAGAGGAACAGGAACGGGAGGAACAGGAACAAGAGGAAUUAGGCACUGAUGAAGAAGAGGAGGUUGGUCUGACACUGGAUCGCCUCGCAGCCUUGGUCAGAAUGGCCAAAGAACUGCAGCAGAUGGCACAAGAAUGGGACCCCCACAUGCUUCGUUCGCUGCAGUUUUCAAAUACCAUCGAGGGUGGCAUGACUGUUUAUAAAAACCUCCUUGCUCAGAUGAAGAAGCAGCAGCAACAACUGCCUAUCACUAUGUUAAUCACACAGAAGAGGUCUUCAUCAUUUGCCGUGUCACAGGUGCCGCCAUCAUCAUGAGGUCACAUUGCUGUCAUCUUGCGGCGGUAUUGAAGACCGCUCAAGAUGAGAGCUGAGGAAGAACAAAGAGCUGCAGCGCAGGACCAAAAUUGUUUCUGAAACUUUCUUUCAAAGAAUGUAGGGAGUACUUUUUGAUAAGUACAAAACGGACACGUAAAUGUUUUUUUAGGAUUAUUGAUUAUACACCAUCAACUGUCCAACCAACCAGAGUAUAAUGUAAUUUGAGGGACAAUACUAUUCAAAGUGCAGUACACCAGAGGGAAAAUUUGGUACACGCUUUGUAGGUAAUGUAAGGAUAAGUUAUGAAUUGUUUGAAUUAUAAGUGAAAUGUCCAUCCAUCCAUGGGUGUUUGAAUUAUAAUUGAUGAUAUAUGAUGUGUAUUGUGUUUGCUAAGACUAACACAGCACAAUAACACUGCUCCCCUUUCUUCCCAGGAGGUGAUCAAAGGGUUGGAUCAAAUGCAGAGGACAAAUUUCACCACACCUAGUGUGUGUGUGUGUGACAAUCAUUGGUACAUAAACUUACCGUAUUUUCCGCACUAUAAGGGACACCUAAAAACCUCAAAUUUUUUCAAAAGCUGACAGUGCGCCUUAUAAUCCGGUUUCACCUUAUAUAUGGACCAAUAUUGAGCCACAACAGGUCUCGCAACUACGGUAAGCAGCCCCCGACUUAAUUUUCCCCCGUGGAAGAAGUGCGCUUCUUCUACGAUAAGCCGCCGUCGUCUUAAUUUGCAUGUGUGCCUUUAAGUUGUAGUGCCGACCAAACGUUUUAGCACACAGUAAACAGGAAAAGGUUUUUCCUCCUGUGUGUGUUCUCAAGUGUUUCACCCUGUUUGGCUUUGAAGAGUAUCCUUCAUCGCACACUGAGCAUUUGAAAGGUUUUUCUCCAGUGUGCGUUCUCUCGUGUUCCAUUAAAGGCCUACUGAAAUUAGAUUUUCUUAUUUAAACGGGGAUAGCAGGUCCAUUCUAUGUGUCAUACUUGAUCAUUUUGCGAUAUUGCCAUAUUUUUGCUGAAAGGAUUUAGUAGAGAACAUCCACGAUAAAGUUCGCAACUGUCGGUGUUAAGACGAAAGCCCUGCCUCUACCAGACGUCGCAAGUGUGGGGGCUCCUCACAUGUUCACAUUGUUUUUAAUGGGAGCCUCCAACAAAAAGUGCUAUUUGUACCGAGAAAACAACAAUUUCCCCAUUAAUUUGAGCAAGGAUGAAAGAUUUGUGUUUGAAGGUAUUGAUACCGACGGACUAAAGAAAUAAAAAACGCAAAUGCAUUGGGACAGAUUCCGAUGUUUUAAACACAUUUACUAUGAUAAUUUUGGGAAAUCCCUUAUCUUUCUAUUGUGUUGAUAGCGUUUGAGUGAGUUAAAUAGUACCUGAUAGUCGGAAGGGUGUCUCCACGGGUGUGUUGACGCGCAGUGUCUCAGGGAAGUCGACGGCAGCUUCAAUGGACGGCCCAAGCUCAGCUUUUCUCCGGUAAGAAGCGACUUUUUAACCACAAUUUUCUCACCGAAACCUGCUGGUUGACAUUUGGUCUGGAUCCAUGUUCUCUUGACUGUGCUCUGAUCCAUAGUAAAUGUUCAUCUCCUGGAAUUUUGAACAAGGAAUCACCGUGUGUUUGUGUGGCUAAAGUUAAAGCUUCCCAACUCCAUCUUUCUACUGGUACUUCUCCAAUAUUAAUUGAACAAAUUGCAAAAGAUUCAGUAACACAGAUCCCCAAAAAACUGUAUAAUUAUGCCGUUAAAGCAGACGACAUUUAGCUGUGUGUGUGCGUAGCGCUCAUACUUCCUAAAAACGCGUGACGUCUUGUGUACACGUCAUCAUUAGACAUUUUCAAGACGAAACUCCCGGGAAAUUUAAAAUUGUAAUUUAGUAAACUAAAAAGGCUGUAUUGGCAUGUGUUGCAAUGUUAAUAUUUCAUCAUUGAUAUAUAAUCUAUCAGACUGCCUGGUGGGUAGUAGUGGGUUUCAGUAGGCCUUUAAAGAGACCUUUGUGAUCAAUGCUCUUCCACAUAUUAAGCAACCAAAACGUUUUUUUCCUGUGUGUGUCCUCUAGUGAUUCACCAUAAUUGACCUGGUCGAAAAUCGUCUGUUACAAGCCGGGCAACUGAAAGGUUUUUCUCCUGUGUGCGUGCGCACAUGGGCCGUCAAGCCACUGUGCUGUGUAAAAGUUUUAGCAUGAAAUGAGCAUGAAUAAGGUGUUUCUCCCGUAUGCGUUCUCAUGUGUGUUUCCAUCAUUGACUUUCUAGAGAAACAUUUACCACAGACUGAGCAAACAAAAGGUUUUUCUCCUGUGUGCGUUGUUCUGUGUUUUACCAAAAUAUAAUUUCGUGAAAUUUUUUGACAACAAACUGAGCAGCUAUAGUGUUUCUCCUCUUUAUGUGCCCGCAUGUGUCAGGUCAAGUCAUACUUGUGAGAAAAGCUUUUAGCACAAACUGAGCAAGUAAAGCAAUUUUUAACUGCCUUAUUUUCAGAACAUUCAGAGUUUUUAUAGUAGUUGGGAGUCCUCAUAUCACCUUUAAAGUCUGCAUUGCUGCUCAUAGUUUCCUGGGUCUCGUCCCUGUCUUUGUCCUCAGGAGAUUGUGACGUAUCGUCACGAUCGAAUAGUGGAGCUAAGAGUUUGCCUGCUUGUGAUGUUCUUCUCAGUUAGACUGUGAUGAAGCUGUGAGGACUUGAUUACUUGGUCUUCACAAUCUUCAAUCCUCACAGAGACAACAGUCACUGGCAAGUUGGGAGUAUCAGCCUCCUCCUCCAGCCCUGGAAGACACUCUACCUCCUAAGUAAUGCAGAGUUCCUCUUCUUGUUUAAUCUGGGCAGGCUGUGGAACUUUUUUGUUUAUAGGUGGAGCUUUCCCACUGCAGUCCAUCUUGAGGACAAAUCAACGGUUGGACGUCUACAGGACAAACAUUUACAUAUUAAAAUAUUUUGACAUAUGAUUGGCAACACUUAAUUGGCCCUAGUGUGUGAAUGUUGUCUGUCUAUCUGGUGUUGGCCCUAUUAAACAUUACUAACACAUUUACACUAUAGUAGUUAUACAAAAUGUUUGUUAUACAAACGAGUGGGACACGUUUGGGGUGAUUUGGUGGAGGUUGGUGGUGUGGGUGACAUCAUUAGUAAGAACAUGUAUGUUAUUAGGUAUGUUAGGUUAGGGAGGUGUGUGCCCCCACACAAAAAGGGGAUUGCAAAGAUAAUUUCUUACAAUUUAUGCAUUUCCGGAAAUGUGAUGACACAUUGUUUUUGCUAAUAUUAAACACACACAGAAUAUUACAGCACGUGAGCAUCACACAGGUCUUGAUUGUGUAAAACAACUAGGGCUAGGCGAUAUAUCGGGGGUUUGUCUCUGCAGUAUAGAAAAUUACUAUAUUGUGAUAUUCGAGUAUACGCUCUCGCGUGAGAGCGUAUACUCGAAUAUCACAAUACGAUAUAACAAUAUAACAACUGCGUAGUUGCUUUAAGCUGCGGGCAUUACACUACAGGCGUUUCUUCCUCUUUUUGUCUGUCCUCAGAGAGACUUAAAAGAAGCCUACCUUCUUACAUACGUCACAUAUGCAACGUCACACAUUUGACACUUAUUGAAAUAUCUUCUGUGACAUCAUGCACAAAAGUGCACUUUAUUUGUUUUAAACUUUUGUAGUGAUGUUCUGUACAAAAAGUGCACUUUCAUUUAGCGUUGUUUUGAUAUGUCAUCUUGGUAACAUAAUGCAAAAAAGUACACUCAUAGCUUGUUUUUAAAAUGUCUCUGACAAUUUUUCACUUUUUGUUUUGGAAAUGACAUGAAUGUUGGUGCCCCUGCUUAAUAACUGUUUAAUAAAUACAGUUUUGGUAAAUUGA